Messenger RNA from Agrilus planipennis (emerald ash borer), 1362 nucleotides. Its product is annotated as alanine--glyoxylate aminotransferase 2, mitochondrial-like. Gene Ontology annotation, molecular function: pyridoxal phosphate binding; L-alanine:glyoxylate transaminase activity. Gene Ontology annotation, cellular component: mitochondrion. Lineage: Eukaryota; Metazoa; Arthropoda; Insecta; Coleoptera; Buprestidae. Gene Ontology annotation, biological process: glyoxylate catabolic process. The coding region runs from base 71 to 1276 and encodes 401 amino acids. The record is from RefSeq and is a predicted model, not a curated record. The transcript has 7 exons.
CAAUGUUUGACCAAUAGUUCAUUUAAUCGCAAGAAAGUAAUGUCUGAUUUGCGUGUGGAAGUAGUGAAAAAUGAAGUUGUCUAAAGUGUAUCGCAGUCCCAAUAAUAAUUUUCAACAAGUGAAAGAAACGAUUAAAAAGGGGGGAGUUACAGCAGAUAUUCGGCUUCCAAAAUGUAAUUUUACUCCGCAACCUUAUUCGGUUGUUUACUUCGUUAAUAGCGGUUCGGAAGCAAAUGAGUUGGCAAUUUUGAUGGCAAGGAUUUUUACCAAAAAUUACGAAAUAAUAUCGUUAAGAAAUGGCUAUCACGGUAUGAGCAAUUUGACAAUGAAUGUAACCGCUCAAUCCCAUUAUAAAUAUCCAACACUUCAGGCCAUAGGAACGCAUCAUGUUGUAAAUCCUGACGUUUAUAAAGGGUUGUGGGGCGGUUCUAAAUGUAGGGAUAGCCCUGUACAAGCCCUCAGAGUGUGUUCCUGUAAAGGAUCAGAAUGUGAAGCAAAAGAUAAUUACAUAAAGCAGUUCAAAGAGUUGUUUGACUACAGUUUACCAAAGAAAGGUGCUGCAGCAUUUAUUGCUGAAUCGAUUCAAGGUGUUGGAGGUACCGUGCAAUAUCCUAAGGGGUACCUAAAGGAAGCUGCGGACAUAGUUAGGAAGCACGGGGGAUUAUUUAUUGCAGAUGAGGUACAAACAGGUUUUGGAAGAACAGGGGAACAUUUUUGGGGAUUUGAGAUGCACGGACUCGUCCCUGAUAUUGUCACAAUGGCGAAAGGAAUUGGUAACGGAUUUCCCCUUGGGGCUGUUGUAACAACACCUACGAUAGCAAAUGCAUUGACUCAAGCAGCUCAUUUCAAUACUUUUGGGGGAAAUCCUGUGUCAUGCGCUGCAGGAUUAGCUACACUUGAAAUUAUUGAAGAUGAAAAACUUCAAGAGAAUAGUGGAAACGUCGGAACAUAUUUACUUUUACAAUUAGAACAACUGAGAUCUGAGUUGCCAAUUAUUGGAGAUGUCAGAGGUAAAGGUCUAAUGAUUGGGGUUGAAUUGGUGGCGGGAAGUGGUACAAACGAUGCGCUACCAGUUCCCAAAUUUAUGAAAUUCUGGGACUAUUGUAGAGAACAAGGUCUUAUUGUUGGGAGAGGUGGAAUUCAUGGAAAUGUGUUGCGUAUUAAGCCGCCGAUGUGUGUUACAAAGGAAGAUGCUGAUUUUUGUGUAAAGGUAAUAAAAAAAGCUUCUGAAAAGAUUUUAUUAAAGGAAGAUAGCGUAUACGUAGGUGGUGUAUAAAUUAUGCAGUAAAUAUGUUAAUAAAAUGGAACAGUAAUAACUUUUUAUCCUAAAAAUUACCUACCAAUAAAUGACUAAAAGAUGUA